Molecule: messenger RNA, 985 nt
Organism: Sceloporus undulatus (fence lizard)
Lineage: Eukaryota; Metazoa; Chordata; Lepidosauria; Squamata; Phrynosomatidae
Gene: AP4S1
Product: adaptor related protein complex 4 subunit sigma 1
Exons: 7
Coding region: 300-734 (144 amino acids)
Biological process (GO): vesicle-mediated transport; protein transport
Cellular component (GO): intracellular membrane-bounded organelle
Source: RefSeq, a predicted model, not a curated record
CUCUAGUGGUAGGGUUCAAAGACAAUCAGUGCGCAGAGAGGGCUUGUAGCACCUUCCGGAAGAAAGAAGUUGGCAGCAUUAUUGCUGUUGUUAUUAUUCAAAGGGUUCUUCAAAGGGGCAUUUUGCGUUUGCCAUCGAGGGUGAGAAAGUGUGACAUGCCCAAGGUCACCCAGUGGGCUUUCAUGGCUGAGCUGGAAUUCAAACCCUGAUCUCCAGUGUUCAAAGCACUAUACCAGGCUGGCUCUCGAAACACACACAUUUUUGAACUCUUGAAAAGAUAUUUAGAGCAGAUAAGGAACAUGAUCAAAUUUUUUCUGAUGGUAAACAAACAAGGCCAAACAAGGCUCUCCCGUUAUUAUGAAUACAUGGACCUUCAUAAACGGACAACACUGGAAACUGAAGUAAUCAAGCGCUGCCUUUCCCGUUCAAAGGAGCAAUGUUCCUUCAUUGAGUACAAAGAUUUUAAACUGGUAUAUAGGCAAUAUGCUGCUCUUUUCAUAGUGGUUGGAAUUAAUGAGACUGAGAAUGAAAUGGCUGUAUAUGAACUGAUUCAUAAUUUUAUAGAAGUUUUGGACAAGUAUUUCAGCAGAGUGAGCGAAUUAGAUAUCAUGUUCAAAUUAGACAGAGUACACAUAAUUUUGGAUGAAAUGGUACUGAAUGGUUGCAUUGUUGAAACUAAUAAGACCAGAAUUCUCGCACCUCUUCUUGUUCUUGACAAAAUGGCUGAAAGCUAGCAAGAUUAUACCAGUGAAGAAUACCACAUUCUUCAGACACAAAGAAUGAACUCCCCAGGACUCCAGUAAUUUAUGUCCACAUUGUGGAUUAACUGGAUUGAUUCUAUUUAGGCUAAAUGAUUAUUGAAGCAAGUGCCUACCCUGUGAUCUCUCCCUGUGAAAAUAAGUAGUGUUUUAAUAUAACGAAAUGUCUAUCUUGUAUAUUUUGUGCUAUGUGUAAUCCAGUUAAGAAAUAAAUCCUUACACAUGUA